UCCAGGGAGCCAGUGAGCGUGGGCUUCUGUGCCUACCCAGGAGUUUGGAGGUCAAGAAAGGGAAUGUUUGGACUGAAGCUGAAGAAGAAGAAGAAAAAUAAAGCAGAGAAGGGGUUAAUCCUUGCUAACAAGGGUGCACAAGAUGGUCAGAGUGAGUCUGAAGCACCACAGGAAGGACCUUCUGAGCAGGAAGGACCAGGAGGAGAUUUGACUUAUGACAAUGCUUCCAUCACUCCUGGACCUUCAGCUCCUCCAAAAAGAAGGGCAAAACUACUGACUAAGAUCCACGAUGGGGAGGUCAAAUCUCAAAACUAUCAAAUUGCCAUAGUCGUCACUGAGGCCCGUCAGCUUGUGGGCGAAAACAUUGACCCCGUUGUGACCAUUGAGAUCGGGGAUGAGAAGAAGCAAAGCACGGUGAAGGAAGGAACCAAUAGCCCAUUCUACAAUGAAUACUUUGUCUUUGACUUCAUUGGGCCCCAAGUACAUCUUUUUGAUAAGAUCAUCAAAAUCUCAGUCUUACAUCACAAGCUGAUAGGAAGCAUCCUGAUUGGCUCUUUCAGAGUAGAUGUGGGGACAGUGUACAACCAGCCUGGUCAUCAGUUCUGCGACAAGUGGGCACUGCUCACAGACCCUGGCGACAUCAGAACUGGUACAAAGGGCUACCUGAAGUGUGACAUCAGUGUGACCGGGAAAGGUGACAUCUUAAAGACCAACCCCAAAACCUUGGAUGCUGAGGAGCAAAUAGAAAAGAACCUCUUGAUCCCUCAAGGUUUUCCAUCAGAGAGACCUUGGGCCAGGUUCUAUGUGAGAUUUUACAGAGCAGAAGGGUUGCCCAAAAUGAACUCCAGCAUCAUGGCAAAUGUCACCAAAGCAUUUGUGGGUGACAGUAAGGACCUCGUGGAUCCCUUUGUGGAGGUGUCCUUCGCUGGGCAGACGGGGAGAACUUCAGUGCAAAAGAAUUGUGCCGAUCCUGUGUGGAAUGAACAGGUGGUCUUCAAGGAAAUGUUCCCUCCCUUGUGCCGGAGGGUGAAAAUCCAGGUGUGGGAUGAAGGCAGCAUGAAUGAUGUAGCAUUGGCAACCCACUUCAUUGACCUGAAGAAAAUCUCCAAUGAGCAGGAUGGAGAUAAAGGCUUUCUUCCCACCUUCGGACCUGCCUGGAUUAACCUGUAUGGCUCCCCCAGGAACCACAGUCUGAUGGAUGACUACCAGGAGAUGAAUGAGGGCUUUGGGGAAGGUGUGUCCUUCAGGGGCCGAAUCUUGGUGGAAAUUGCUGUGGAAAUCCUCUCGGGUGGGACCCAAGAAUCUAAAUUUUCCAAGGCUCUGAAGGAACUCAAGUUGUCUUCCAAGGACAAAGACUCCAAAUCAUCCAAAGGCUCAAGUAAAGACAAGUCUGACAAAGCUGAUGAUGGAAAACCCCAGCAGGCUUCUGACAAAACCAACUCCACAGAGGUGGAGGUGGAAUCCUUUGAUGUGCCCCCAGAGAUUAUACCAGAGAAAUAUGAGGAAUUUUUACUCUUUGGAGCCUUUUUUGAAGCUACCAUGAUUGACCGGAAGAUUGGAGAUAAACCCAUCAGCUUUGAAGUUUCUAUUGGUAACUUUGGGAACCUGAUUGAUGGAGGGUCCCAUCAUGGGAGUAAGAAGUCUGCCGAACUGACUGAAGAAGACGCCCUUCCUUUGCUGCAUGAAGGAGAAGGGGAUGUGGCCCAUGACAUUGCCAUUUCCAUGGCUUCCACCACAUGUCCAGAGAAGCCCCUGGUGACAGAAGGGAACAGGAAUUACAACUAUUUGCCCUUUGAGACCAAGAAGCCCUGUGUCUCCUUCCUCAGUUCCUGGGGAGACCAGACCUUCAGGCUGUACUGGUCCAACAUGUUGGAGAAAAUGGCUGACCUCCUGGAAGAAGGCAUAGAAGAAAUCAGAGAGUUGGUCAAGAUAUCAGAGGAAGCACCAGAAGAGAAGAUGAAGGCGGUGCUGUGUGACUUCAUCGGUCAAAGCAGUGCCUUAAUCUCUGAUGCAGAAAAGAAACCCAAGAUGUUGCACCAAACUGCUUUAGAUAAGAAACGACUUACACUCUGUUGGCAGGAGUUGGACGCAAUGGCUAAGGAGGCCAAAGGGAUCAUUCAGCAACAGAAGAAAAAGUUAUCUCUCGAUGAAAUGAUCCAUGAAGCCCAAAACUUUGUGGAGAAAAUUCGAUUCCUUGUGGAUGAGCCGCAGCACACGAUCCCAGAUGUCUUCAUUUGGAUGCUCAGCAACAACAAGAGAGUGGCGUAUGGUCGUAUCCCAGCCAAAGACCUGCUCUACGCCCCCAUCAGAGAGCAGAUGGGCAAGCACUGCGGGAAGAUCAAAACCCACUUUCUCAAGCUCCCUGGGAAACGGCCUGCUGGCUGGUCAGUACAGGCAAAAGUUGAUGUAUACCUGUGGCUGGGCUCCACCAGAUACUCCAGCACCAUUUUGGACAACUUGCCAGCAGGCUAUGAAGCAGAAAUGCCCUCCAAAAUGUCUGGUGCCUACCAUCCUCCAUCUACCCUGCUGUACCAAGCCCAGCAUGUCUUCCAGCUGAGAGCACACAUGUAUCAAGCCCGGGGCCUCAUCGCAGCUGACAGCAAUGGACUUUCAGACCCUUUUGCCAAAGUCACAUUCCUGUCCCAGUGCCAGACCACAAAGGUUAUUUCCCAGACUCUCUCCCCUACCUGGAACCAGAUGCUGCUGUUCAACGAAUUGGUUCUGCAUGGUGAGGAGAUGGAGUUGGUGGAGUCUCCACCCGUGGUGGUGGUGGAACUCUAUGACAGUGACGCAGUGGGGAAGCCAGAAUAUUUGGGUGCUACAGUAGCUGCUCCAGUUGUGACACUAGCUGACCAGGACUAUGAGCCCCCCAAGCUGUGCUAUCACCCCAUCUUCUGUGGGAAUAUCUCUGGAGGGGACCUCCUUGCUGUAUUUGAACUGCUGCAGAUCCCUUCUUCUGGGCCUCAAGGGCUCCCUCCCAUUGAUCCACCAGACAUCACACAGAUCUACCCUGUUCCUGCCAGCAUCCGGCCAGUACUGAGUAAAUACCGCGUGGAGGUUCUCUUCUGGGGAGUCCGAGAAAUGAAGAAGGUCCAGCUCCUCUCUGUGGAUCGGCCACAGGUUCUCAUCGAGUGUGGGGGACGAGGCGUGAAGUCUUGUGUGAUCCAGAGUUACAAGAACAACCCCAACUUCAGUGUGCAGGCAGAGGCCUUUGAAGUGGAACUGCCUGAGAAUGAGCUCCUGCACCCACCACUGAGCAUAUGUGUGGUAGACUGGAGAGCUUUCGGGAGGAGCACCCUCGUGGGUACCUACACUAUCAACUGCUUAAAGCAGUUUCUAUGUAAAUCCAGAGAGCCUCUUGCUCUAACUUCACAGAUGGAUGGAGCUCCAGCUGGGCCAGCUAUUUCAGAUUCCCUAAUAGCAACCGAGUCUUCUGGACUCCUCAGUCCUUCCCAAGAUCCCCAAGAAGAUCAUAUCUUCGUGGAUGUUGAGCCACCUCCCACAGUGGUACUUGACUCUGCCCAGGCCCAGACAGCCACCUUGGUUGACAUCCCUGACUCUUCUCCUAUGUUGGAGCCUGAACACAAAUCUGCAGCCCAGGAGCCACCGAAAGAUGGAAAAGUUAAGCCGGAUCCCAGAAAACCUUCCCGGAAAUCCACCAAAAGGAGAAAGAGGACCAUAGCAGAUGAAUCUGCUGAAAAUGUCAUCGACUGGUGGUCUAAGUAUUAUGCCUCCCUGAAGAAGGCUCAGAAGACAAAGGAGAGCAGCUCCAAGGAGAAGAAAGACACAGAAGCAAAGCCAGAUGAGGUCGUGUUAGAUAUAGAAGAUGGCCCCAAAAAGAAGAAAGACAGAAUGCUCAAGAGGAAACUCAAAGAUGAGGGGAAUGAUGAGAUCCCAAACCUGGCUGUCCUGAAGAUAUAUGAUGGUGAUCUUGAGAGUGAAUUCAACAAUUUUGAAGACUGGGUGAAGACCUUUGAGCUCUUCAGAGGCAAAUCUACAGAAGAUGAUCAUGGUCUAGAUGGAGACCGAGUCAUAGGAAAGUUUAAGGGUUCCUUCUGCAUCUACAAAAGCCCAGAGGAUUCUGCCUCAGAGGAUAGUGGGCAGUUGAGAAUCCAGCAAGGGAUUCCACCCAACCACCCCAUCCAAGUACUGAUCAGAGUAUACAUUGUUGCGGCAUUUAAUCUCAGCCCAGCCGAUCCAGAUGGCAAAUCAGAUCCCUACAUUGUGCUCAGACUUGGCAAAACUGAAAUCAAAGACCGGGACAAAUACAUUCCCAAACAGUUGAAUCCGGUGUUUGGAAGGUCAUUUGAGAUCCAGGCCACUUUCCCAAAGGAGUCCCUGCUCUCUGUCCUGAUCUAUGACCAUGACAUGAUCGGGACAGAUGACCUCAUCGGGGAGACUAAGAUCGACCUGGAGAACCGCUUCUACAGCAAACAUCGAGCCAUCUGUGGCUUGCAGAACCAGUAUGAAAUAGAAGGAUACAAUGCCUGGAGGGACACAUCCAAACCCACGGAAAUCCUCACCAAGCUCUGCAAAGACAACAAGCUGGAUGGACCAUACCUUCGCCCUGGGAAAAUACAGAUUGGAAACAAGGUCUUUUCUGGAAAAACAGUCUUCACUGAAGAGGACACUGAGGAGGCAGUGGAGUCUUAUGAACACCUGGCCCUCAAAGUUUUACACUCUUGGGAGGAUAUCCCUAAGGUUGGGUGUAGGCUGGUUCCUGAGCACAUAGAAACCCGACCACUGUACCACAAGGAUAAGCCUGGAAUGGAGCAGGGCCGCCUACAGAUGUGGGUGGACAUGUUUCCCAAGGAUAUGCCUCAGCCUGGACCUCCUGUUGACAUUUCACCAAGGAAACCCAAAGGGUAUGAGUUGAGGGUAACUAUCUGGAACACUGAAGAUGUCAUUUUAGAAGAUGAGAAUAUCUUCACAGGUCAAAAGUCAAGUGAUAUUUAUGUCAAAGGGUGGAUCAAGGGUUUGGAAGAUGACAAGCAGGAGACAGACGUGCAUUACAACUCUCUGACCGGAGAAGGAAACUUCAACUGGCGCUUCCUGUUUCCGUUCCAGUAUCUGCCAGCUGAGAAACAAAUGGUCGUCACCAAAAGGGAGAACAUCCUUUCCUUAGAGAAGAUGGAGUGUAAGACUCCAGCUGUGCUGGUGUUACAAGUUUGGGAUUUUGAAAGGCUAUCCUCAGAUGAUUUCCUGGGCUCCCUGGAAAUGAACCUCAACAGCUUCCCUCGAGCAGCCAAAUCGGCCAAAGCCUGUGAUCUGUCCAAGUUUGAAAAUGCAAGCGCACAGAGCAAGAUCUCUAUAUUCCAGCAAAAGCGUGUGCGUGGCUGGUGGCCUUUUGCUAAAAGCAAAGAGCUCACAGGCAAGGUGGAAGCUGAGUUCCACCUGGUCACAGCAGAAGAAGCUGAGAAAAAUCCUGUAGGGAAAGCACGAAAGGAGCCUGAGCCCUUGGCUAAGCCUAACCGCCCAGACACCUCCUUCUCGUGGUUUGUGAGCCCCUUCAAGUGUCUGUACCACCUCAUCUGGAAGAACUACAAGAAGUACAUCAUCAUCGCUUUCAUUCUGCUCAUCCUCAUCAUCUUCCUGGUCCUCUUCAUCUAUACCCUGCCAGGAGCCAUCAGUCGAAGGAUUGUUGUGGGCGGCUCAUAGUCUGGUCAUGAAGACCCAGACUUCAUUUUGCAAAUCCUCUCCUUUGUCUCAUAUGUGAACCUGUAAGAUUGUACUGUGAGGGACGGUGAUAAAUGCUAAAGAGAUACACUCAAAGGGCCCCAGACCAUCCUGUGUCUCAGGACAGAUCAACUUUUCUUGCGGGAGCUGGGACACUAACAUUCUCUCUCUACCCCAAUCCCUGCCACCAUCCUUUCAAGUUAUGUUUUUGCCCAUGUUUUGCUGAAACAACGAUUCUUUCACUCCAGCCUAAUCAACAGUGACCUCAAAUUGACCUCAGUGAGAAUUUACUUCAUGUAAUUGGUUCUAUUCAGAGAGAUUAAACUCUAGGUCUGAGAUUUUAUUAGAAGCACUUUAUUUCAAAUAAAAUUUGAUAGCAAAUAGACUGAAAGUAUUUAGCAGAUUACUAGAUAUUUAAUGUGUCCCAAGUAUCAUCACCUGGUUUAACCUUCACAGUUUUAGGACAGAUUAACUUACUCAGGCCAUCAAACUAGCUUGGAGAAAACAUGUAUAAAUCAUCUAAAAUACCUCACUGUUGAAACUCCCAUGAACGGACAAAAUGCUGCUGCGUUUUCAUCAUCAAAAUCAACCGAACAUGGUCAUUAGUGAUUAUCAGCUUUUGAGGAAAUUCACUUUGAUUUGUUCUAUGGUAAUUUCUAAGUAGGAUUUUUAUGAUUUGUGGUAAGAUGUAUGAGCUCUAAUUAUGUGUAUGGGGGGGAUCAGAGGGACCCCCUGCCUCCAAUAGGAACUCUCUUUUGCAAGAUACACACCCCACACACCAAGUGCUGUGUUUCCAUAGGCCAUCACUACCAUUGUUAAGCCCUUACCCAAGCAGUACAUGCACCUGGUUCUAUUAUGAGUCUCAAAGUCUUUCAAACAAUAUCUCAUGCACUUGGAAAAGAGGGUCAGUAUUUACUGAGAGGAAAAUGCUGAUCUUCUUAACAUGGCCCCUGUAUUAUAUCCUGUGUACAGUAGGGAGUUGCAGGACUGGUGUUCUCAGAUAUAGUAAGGCAACAAAAGAAUCAGAAUGUUUGGCCUCAAUCCCCUUGGAGGAUUUUUAGCUUCAUACACAAAUAUAUGUAGACCCUUUCUGCUUCCUAGUUCCAAAGACUGUUUUGUGCGGUAUUGGGGAAACUAGGUUGGGGUUCCCCUCUAACACCAGAAAUACUGGGGCUAUUCUUUUGUUUUAUUUUGCCUUUUGGAAGGGGGAUGGAGUCUCUACAGUCCAGGCUAAUCUCAGACAUCCUAUGUAACCAAGAAUGCUUUAAAUUCCUGAUCCUCCUGCUUCUACCUCCCAAGUGUUGGUAUCACAGGCAUAUCUCACCAUGCCUGGCUUCUU
This is a messenger RNA of Nannospalax galili (Upper Galilee mountains blind mole rat), 7015 nucleotides long. RefSeq names its product fer-1 like family member 6 (gene Fer1l6). Lineage: Eukaryota; Metazoa; Chordata; Mammalia; Rodentia; Spalacidae. The transcript is spliced from 41 exons. Gene Ontology annotation, cellular component: membrane. Gene Ontology annotation, biological process: plasma membrane organization. Bases 64 to 5658 code for a protein of 1864 amino acids. The record is from RefSeq and is a predicted model, not a curated record.